CUGUCAUGGGAUUGUCCAUCUCAUUGGACGGACAAAGCAGAAGGGUCAGUCACCCUUCUGGAGGGAGACACGGCUGGUGGCUGAGCUGAGAACCCAGCUCCCAGCCCCAGAGGAACCAGUUCAGUAUGGCGCUAACUCUCCUUCUGCCUGUGCUGGCCUCUCUCCAGCUCCUUCCCCGGCUGGUGUCCCCUGCAGCUAAACUCCCAGCUCCAGCCUUCUCCGUGCAUCCCCUGAAGGUUGAAUACCUGCUCGGAGACAUCGUGGACCUCACAUGCUCUGCUCCCGCCGUGAAGGAUUGGGUGUCGGUAUUCCAAUACUACAGCAAUACGGGAUGGGCUGUUUCAGCCUGGGUGUCCUCCGGGUGGAAACACACCUACAACCUCAACAUCACGGAGCCACGGAGUGCGGGUUCGUACAGUUGCAACUAUUACACGGGCAAGUCUGGUAGUUUCGUCCACUCCUUGGAGAGCAACCAUAUCACCAUCCGAGUCAAAGACCCCCCUGCAGAGCCGACACUGAGAGUGGAUCCCACGUCUGGAGUGAUGAGCGAAGGGCAUCCCCUACUCAUCACCUGCACGGCCCCCGGGGACGCCAGACAGCUGAGGUUUCACUUCUACCAGGAUGGGGCCAAGAUCAUCCCUGGGGACGCUGGGUCUGAGAUCAGCACCGCAGAGCCCGGGAAUAGCUCAAUGACAGUCUCUGUGCUCAGCAUCCCGCGGGCUGACACCAACAGCACCGGGGAAUACACCUGUCAGUACGAGGAGAAACAGAGCGAGAGAUGGAUGCUGUCCACCAGGAGCCAGGCUGUGACUGUUACCUUGAAAGAUCCCCCUCCACAGCCAGUGCUGAGCAUGGAUCCCCCAUCAGGAGGGGUCACGAAGGGUUCCCUCUGCUCAACCGCACGCACACGGGGCUGCCAGGAAUGGAGGUUUCCACUUCUACAAAGAUUGGGCAAAGAUUGUCCCUGGGACGCGGGUCUGAGAUCAGCAUCAAGGAGCCAGCACCAGAUCUAGGAAUGUCUGUGCUGAGCAUCCCACGGGGGUCCUAACAGUGCGCGGGAAUUCACCGUGGGUACGAGGAGAAUGUGAGCGAAGGUGGUCCCGUCCCUGAGAGACCGGCCUGUGAACAUCACCGUGAAGGAUCCCCUUCCCUUGCCGGUGCUGAGCCUGGAUCCCCCCAUCCGGGGUGGUGAGCAAGGGUUCCUUAGUCAUCACCUGCACAGCCCCCGGAGAUGCCAGACGAGUGGAGAUUUCACUUCUACAAGGACGGGGCCGAGAUUAUCCCCGGGGACAUGGGUCUGAGAUCAGCACCAUAGAGUCCAGCAUGGAUUCUAUGAUUCUCACUUUCCCAGGGGCUGGUCCUGUGAGCUCCGGGGAAUUCACUUGCAGCUAUGAGGAGACCGUGAGGGGGGUGGAUCCGUCCCCCAGGAGUCGGGCUGGAACGUCACCAUGAAGGCUAUCUGGUCUCUGCCCAUCCCCCUGGUGGCGGGUGCCGGGUGCUGCUGUGGGUGGUUGGCUGCUGUCUCUUUGUUUCUACAGAGGAAGAAGAAAGGUUUCAAGUGGGAGCAGAGGAAGAGAACCCAGAACAAUAGUUCCAUCAGCAGUUACUCACCUAUACCUCUGGCAAUGAUCAAUCCGGACACUCUUUAACCUUCAGGGGAAAUUACACGGUCCUAUCUCAGUGCAUGGGGCUGGACUUCAAGCUCCUUGCCUCUUUGUCCCCUCAGCUCCUUGCCUCUGUGUCCCCUGCAACAUCAUAGGGCCAAUGAAGAUCUGUGAAGCUUACCACACUCACUGUGCAUAUCCUCCCAAGGUCUCCUUCAUGCUGUAAGGCACACACCAGGUCUCCAGCUGAAAACAUCCCUGGCAAAAUGAGAUGUGAUUGUGUCUCUUUGCCUGCUGCAGAGAGACUGGGACUGUUCAAACGGAAGGAAGAAGUUUCUAUUCUCCCAACUUCUCAGCAAAUCUUCCCUUUUCCAGGAACAUUCAAGCUGAUGUAAAUCUCUGUAAAUUUCCCAUCUCCUGUUUGUCAUUAAACCUCCCUUUAACCUCC
This is a messenger RNA of Dermochelys coriacea (leatherback sea turtle), 2052 nucleotides long. Its product is annotated as basement membrane-specific heparan sulfate proteoglycan core protein-like. Bases 126 to 1013 code for a protein of 295 amino acids. Lineage: Eukaryota; Metazoa; Chordata; Testudines; Dermochelyidae. Gene Ontology annotation, molecular function: transmembrane signaling receptor activity. The transcript has 8 exons. The record is from RefSeq and is a predicted model, not a curated record. Gene Ontology annotation, biological process: cell surface receptor signaling pathway.